Molecule: messenger RNA, 2405 nt
Organism: Prorocentrum cordatum
Lineage: Eukaryota; Dinophyceae; Prorocentrales; Prorocentraceae
Source: the annotation of a GenBank genome assembly
CCUCCCAACAGCGGCGUUCUAUGUCCUAGAAGUCAUUGCGGCACCCAGCCAGCUUCCCUCAAAUUCGCUCAGACACGCAAGGCCAGGAUUAGAUCGACGGGUUGUUUAACAAUCGGAAUCGACGGCGCACAAUAUGACUCAAGCACAAGACUACUUGCCCGUGCCUGACGAAGGGCCACCUGCACGUAAUCUGAACCGUGCCUACAAAACGCCCGCAUAGGCAGUAAAUGGUCGCAAUCUUCAGCCAACGCACUGCAGAAGGAGGAACAUUCUUGCAUAAAUGCACCGCCAAAGGGGGGGGGCAAGGAAAACGGUGAGGGUGCAGAGGCGUAGCGAUGCCAGGACAACGAUGCAACCUCUACCUAGUGCGUGGCGCGCGCGCGCCUGCUGCCAACCCGAGCUGGGAGCUGCGCGCGGCCAGGCGAUCUACUGCGCCAACCGGCCGGGUAACUCCCGGCCCAGCGGAAAACUCGUCCCUGGCCGAGGCCGAGGGGCUGCGCCCUGGAGGUCAUGAGCUUCUCUCGGAUGCCCGCAGGAGGCCCCGCCGGCAAUCGGCCCGGGCCCGAGGUCGGUCGGAUCGACAUGGACCCUGCCGGUGCGGGAGCGCAGCCCCGGGCCUCGGGCCGCUCCUUCGCGGAGGAACGCGCACAGAUGUUACAUAGAAAGAGCUCGAGAACGGGCGGUGACUUGCCCGAGAUCACGCGCCCACUCCCGCGAUCGGGGCGCGCUGUUGCCAGCCCCAGGGGCGAGGCCCUCAGGGCGGCGGGCACCGCAGGGAGGACGGAAGGGGAGAGGGAGGGAGGGAGGAAGGGAAGGGCAGGGAAGGGAGAGAGAGAGAGAGAGGCAGGCCUCCGCCAGCAGCAGGGGGGCGCUCCCUCGUUGGCCAUCCGGGCCACGGCGUGCCCGCGGAAGAGGCACGGUGCCGCCCUCUACCCGGGAAAAAAAACGGCAUCGAGCAAGACAAAACGUCGGAGUUCUUGGGGGGCGGAAGAGGAGGAGGAGGAGGAGGAAGAGGAGGAGGAGAAGCAGGGGAGGAGGAGGGAGGCCUCCACGACGCCCGCAAAUAAAGCGCUCUGCUGCGACUCGCUGCCGUUCCGCCCGCGGCCACCGGGGCUGAGGCAGGAGGAGCAGGGCAAGGGGCGCCGUGGGAAAGCCAUGCAGGGGCCUGGCGCCCCGAAGCCUCCGCUCCGCUGCCCUCGGCGUGCGCGCACGCGGGGCGGGAGCCAGCCGGCCACGUGGAGAGCCGAGGCGGCCAGCAUCGCACCGACCGCGAACCCGAUCGUCGAGGCCAGCCGCCCGUGCCCCACCCACGCCCAGACCGGCGGGGGCGGCGGGUUCAAAAAAGGCACCGUGUGGGCACAACCAUAAACUGUCGGAGGGCCGUGCAGACUUCUGGGAUCUGCGCUGACCCCCCCUCCCUGGCGCGCUCCGCGCGCCAGGGGCGGCGCCAGAGGCGCCACCAGGGGUCUCCAGCGCCGAUGCGAAAAAUCCGCGCGGCGCUCCGACAAUGCAUGUUUAUGCCAUGCUUGUCCGCCGAUCACCCAAGCCCAGACUGGCGGGGGCGGCGGGUCAACAAAAAACACGUCGUGUAGAGCCGCCUUGGAUCCAUCAAGAAUCAAGGCUCCCCACGGCCGGCUCUGCGAGGACCACGGCACGCUGCCGGCCACCUGCGCGACGGCUAAGUACUUGGCGCGCGACACGGAACUGCGCGCUCGCGCCGACAGCUUCAACAUCUAUCGCUCCCCGCCCCAUAUCAAAGAAAGCCAAGUCUCUAACGGGACACCAGGGGCAACAGGGGGGCGACGACGACAUCGAGGACGAGAGACACGAGAAACUCCUGAGUCCCACGUGGCGUUCGGCUGCCAGUCGCUGCUGGCCGCAGAACAGAGGGGGGAGAUGGCGAAGCGGGAGGAGGACGACAAAGGAUGGGGAAGAUGGCAGAUGAGGGGGGAGAUGGCGGAAGAGGAGGAAGAGACAGCGGAGGAGGGAGAGCUUCUGCGGGGCACGGGCGCGCACUGGGCUAGAGUGCGCGCACGGCGCCGUGCAGGAGCUCAAUCGCUGUGAGACCGUCAGCUCGACGCCGAGGUCGGGCAGUCGGAUGACUAUGGCCACGUGGUGGCAUCGUACGCUCACCGCCAAGGGGGCGGGCUGGUGGCAUCGUACGCUCACCGUCGAACUAGGAAUAAUAAGAACAGCGCAUGUGAACAGCAUGCCAUCGCGCCAACGUGGGCACACGAGGAUGCAAACUAGCGCGCUACAAAACCAAACGCAGCCGACAAAGGCCCAAACCGCGGGUCCUCAGACGUCACGCACCAAGCAAGGGAACUCACUCUGAUGUCAAUAGUCGUGCUUCACGCUCUCCGUACUGAUCCGUCGAUGCUCAGCUGUCUGAGGAAGCGCUUGAC